UGACUUUAGAUUCUAGUGACCAUGAGACCGCUUACUGAGGAAGAAACCAAGGUGGUGUUUGAGAAGCUCGCCAACUACAUUGGAAGAAACAUUUCGUUUCUCAUUGACAAUCCUUCCAAUCCUCAUGUAUUCAGACUCCAAAAGGAUAGAGUGUAUUACGUUUCUGAACACAUAGCUAAAUUUGCCACUUCAGUUUCAAGACAGCAGUUGAUGUCCCUUGGAACUUGUUUUGGGAAAUUCACCAAGACAGGAAAGUUCCGCUUGCAUAUCACUGCUUUGCCUUAUAUGGCUCAGUAUGCUAAGUUCAAGGUCUGGAUCAAGCAGAAUGGUGAGAUGCCAUUUUUGUACGGUAACCAUGUCUUGAAGGCUCAUAUUGGUAGAAUGUCGGAAGAUAUUCCCGAACACGCUGGGGUCGUCGUUCUUUCCAUGCACGAUGUUCCUUUAGGUUUUGGUGUAUCUGCCAAGACGACUAAUGAAGCCAGAAACCUCCAGCCUACAGGGAUUGUAGCAUUCAGACAGGGUGAUAUUGGUGAAUACUUAAGAGAAGAAGACACCUUGUUCACAUAGUUAUUGCUACAAGAGAAUGAUUUGGAGAGAAGCUUAGAAGUUGAGAUAAGAUAAGAAGAAGACAAAAUACCAGAGAAGCAAAUUCUCUCAGAGUUGACGACAGCUGCCGACCAGAGCAGCGGUAUGUAGCAUACACAGAUGAAGCGUAGUCAUUACAUUGCAUUAUAUAAUUGUACUUUAGAGUCUAACGAUAUUGAUAUUG
Messenger RNA from Scheffersomyces stipitis CBS 6054, 769 nucleotides. RefSeq names its product ribosome biogenesis protein NIP7 (gene NIP7). Gene Ontology annotation, biological process: ribosome assembly; ribosomal large subunit biogenesis. Gene Ontology annotation, cellular component: nucleus; preribosome, large subunit precursor; nucleolus. The transcript has a single exon. Gene Ontology annotation, molecular function: RNA binding. Lineage: Eukaryota; Fungi; Ascomycota; Pichiomycetes; Serinales; Debaryomycetaceae. The record is from RefSeq and is a predicted model, not a curated record. The coding region runs from base 22 to 567 and encodes 181 amino acids.